AUGGCAGUUUCAUUAAUGCUUCACGUUCCUCUCCUCUUAUCUCUUUUUUUCCAAUCUUCAUCAUCACAUAAUAGUCGCUUCUCUCUUUCAGUUGAAAAACCAGAAGAUGUCAUUCUGUCACAAAACGGCGUCUUCUCUGCCGGCUUCUACCUCGUUGGUGAAAACGCCUAUGUUUUCUCCAUUUGGUUCGCCCAAACCCAUGCCGUCGUUUGGACAGCAAACCGUGACCGACCCAUCAACGGUAAGCGCUCCUCACUCUCCAUCCACCGCACCGGAAACCUUGUCCUCUCUGAUGCUGGCCAGUACAAGGUGUGGUCGACCGACACCACCUCGUCUUUGCCGACCCAAUUGAUCCUCAACAACAACGGAAAUCUAGUACUUUAUGAGCACCAAUUACGAGGAAGCAAGAUUCUAUGGCAGAGCUUUGAUUUCCCAACAGACACUCUACUUUCUGGGCAACAGCUCACAAGAUAUACAAAGCUCGUCUCUGCUAGAAGCGAAACCAACUAUUCCUCUGGAUUCUACAAGCUUGUCUUCGAUGACGAAAAUGUUCUUAGCCUUCUAUAUGAUGGUCCCGAUGUCUCCAGCAAAUAUUGGCCAUCACCGUGGCUUAAGAGCUGGGAGGUCGACAGAAACAUCUACAAUAGCGGUAGAAUUGCAGUGUUAGAUUCACUUGGACGUUUCAGUUCAACAGACAUGUAUAACUUCACAACUUCUGAUUAUGGUGUUUUGAUACAAAGAAGAUUGAAAUUAGAUCCUGAUGGAAACAUUCGAGUGUACAGCCUACAUAAUAAUCAAUGGGAAGUGACAUGGCAAGCCAUAUCCGAUGCUUGUAUUGUGCAUGGACUUUGUGGUGCUAACAGCACAUGCAAGUACGAUCCCAAUGAAGGAAGGAAGUGCUCAUGUCUUCCGGGAUAUAGAGUGAAGAAUCAUAGUGAUUGGUCUUAUGGUUGUGAACCCAUCUUUCAACUGCCACGAGGUAGAAAUGAGUCCACCUUCAUCAAAUUACCCAAUGUUGAGCUGUAUGGGAAUGACUUAUUUCAGAAAGAGAACAUCACUUACGGUGAAUGUGAGCGUAAAUGCUUAAAAGACUAUGAGUGCAAGUCAUUUCAGUACUCACUUGCCAGUGAGGGCGACCCGUUUCAUUGCUUUACAAAAGGAGUUAUGCUCAAUGGUCGUCACUCACCAAGUUUCAGAGGAGCAACCUACUUAAGAGUCCCAAAAAACCUAAGCAACAAUGGUUUGUUCCAUACUGUAGAAGAAGAAUCGGCUCAGGAAAAUGGUCGUGUUUGCUUAGUGAAGCUUGAAAGAGUUUAUAGCAAGAGACACGUCAGCAGUUUUGUGAAGUUCUUCCUUUGGUUUUCGGUAGCAAUUGGGGUAGUUGAAGUGCUCUUGAUUUUUAUAAUUUGGUGUUCUUUGAUUAGAACAAAACACAGGUCUAGCCGAAAUCAACAAGGCUACAAUUUUCUCUCUCCUUUUGGGUUCAAAAGAUUUACUUACUCUGAGCUCAAACAAGCAACAAAAGGGUUCACAGAAGAAAUUGGAAGAGGCUCAGGCGGAAUAGUGUACAAAGGAGCACUGGUUGAUCAAAGAAUUGCAGCAAUUAAGAAGCUGAACAAUAACAUCGUUGGAGCCAAACAAGAAGAAGGAGAAUUCCUCGCUGAAGUGAGAAUAAUCGGUAGGCUUAACCACAUGAACUUGAUUGAGAUGUGGGGGUAUUGUGCCGAGGGAAAGCACAGGCUGUUGGUGUAUGAAUACUUGGAGAAAGGUUCUUUAGCAGAAAAUCUCAAAUCAAACACUCUGGAUUGGACCAAAAGAUACAACAUUGCUCUUGGAACAGCAAGGUGUCUCGCUUACUUACAUGAAGAAUGCUUGGAGUGGAUUCUUCAUUGUGAUAUAAAGCCCCAUAAUAUCCUUUUGGAUUCAAAUUACCUACCCAAGGUAGCAGAUUUCGGCUUAUCUAAGCUUCAAAAUCGGAAUGAUCAAAACUCUCAAAGCUUCUCUAUGAUUAGAGGAACAAGGGGAUAUAUGGCACCUGAAUGGCUUUUCAACCAGAGAAUAACCUCAAAAGUGGAUGUGUAUAGCUAUGGGAUUGUUAUGUUGGAGAUGAUAACAGGAAGGAGUCCAACGAUGAUGGAAAUUCAGAACGACGAAGGCGAAGAGACACAAAGCAGGAGCCUUGUGACAUGGGUGAGAGAUAAAAGAAAGAAAACAACAUCAGAGGAGGGGCCGUCGUCGUGGAGUUGGGUGGAGCAGAUAAUUGACACAACCAUUAUAUCAGAGUAUGGGGUUGAGAAGCGAAAGAUGGAGACUUUGGCUGAAGUGGCUAUGGAGUGUGUGGAAGAAGACAGGGAUGCGAGGCCCAGCAUGAGCCAAGUUGUUGAGAUGCUUCAAAGCCAUGAAGAUGGUGCUUCUUAAUUAGUCCUUUGCAUGGCAGCUAAAAGAAAUUUCAUCAUGCUGUCUCUUCGAUGGUAUUGCUUCUUUGUGAUAUGCUAAGAUUAUAAUUAUGUCAAUGCAUGAGUCUAAACUUGUUCUAUUUUAAUAAGGUAGUUGUCUUUAUAUGUGUGGGGCAGUUAAGAAUUUCAAUUGAU
This is a messenger RNA of Neltuma alba, 2591 nucleotides long. Its product is annotated as putative receptor protein kinase ZmPK1. Bases 1 to 2418 code for a protein of 805 amino acids. The record is from RefSeq and is a predicted model, not a curated record. Lineage: Eukaryota; Viridiplantae; Streptophyta; Magnoliopsida; Fabales; Fabaceae. Gene Ontology annotation, molecular function: protein serine/threonine kinase activity; ATP binding. Gene Ontology annotation, biological process: protein phosphorylation; recognition of pollen. The transcript has a single exon.